CAGGGAAUUAAACAUUCUUCAGGUACCUUCAGUUUUAUUUAGAACUUAUUCAGGUUAUACAAUCUUUGUUGUGAUAAUUUUUCAUAAGUGCCUGUUUAAUAUCAGUGUACAUUUAUAUCGUUAUUUAAUCAGAAUUUAAUGUUAAAUGCAUGUGACUUGAAAUGAAGCUGAGUGUGUUUGCUCCCGGAGUUUUUGCCUCUCUGUAACACAAAACGAAAUGGCGUCCCUCCCACAUGGUAGUAUGUAACCGGGUACGAGUGGUUAAAUCUUAUUUGUGAAAAUUGUUUUGUUAUAUUCUUUCUUCAUUAUUUCAUCCAUAAACAGCGCUAAAUUUUUAUUUCUCAUUCUAAAGGGGUUGUACAUAAUUGUAUAUAAUUUGAAACUUAACAACUAAACAAUGAGUUUACCAAGUAAAGUUCGAAAAGCCAAGAACACUGAAAAUUCGCAAACAACAAAAGCUUCUAAAGCUGACAACAAACAAGAAUCUAUGAAACAAUCAGAAAAGGCACAGCCUACGGCUGAACAAAUGAGGAUAGCCCAAAUUAUUGACACUAAGACAGAAGACCCUUAUUUGAAGGAAAAAUUAAAACAGGUAAUGGAUGCUACUCAGAAAUCAAUAGAUGAUGCUUAUACAGCAUUGCACGAUUGUGAUAAUGAUCCCAAUAGAGCUGUUAAUUUAUUAUUGGAGGGCAUUGAAAGUGAAUGGUCCACUUCAUCAAAGAAAAAAAAGAACAGAACUUCUGCAGAUAAAAAUUCGAAAGAAAAAGAACAAACAUCAGAUGCUCCAGCCGAAGAAGAAAACUGGGAUCAAAUAGCGAAUUCAAAAUUAACAGCAAACAGUAAAACUGGAAAUAUUCGGGGAAGAGGAAGAGGUUUUAGAGGAGGACGACAAGCGAGUGAUUCUCAAAGUAAUGAUACUAGUGACCGUUCUAAAAGGACCUCAAAAGUUCUUAAUGGCCCAAUCAGGGGGCGUGGUAGUAGAGGUAGACCGCAGAGUCGAGGUUUUGGACGAGGAAGAGGAACAUUUAGGAGGCCUAUUGACACUUGGGAUCCUCAGCGACCCCCUGUAUCUUCCAAUAUUAACCAUGAUAAUAACUCAGAGGAUUGGGAUAAUGAGGAAUAUACUGGCUCUUUGGCAAAUAGUCAGAUUUACACGUCAUCUGGCACCGGGAAUUCGCCACCCUCAAUCAAUAGUUCUUUACUUGGCAAUAAUAAUAUUGUUACUGAUGACUUCGAAAAAAAGAGUCAGUUACAAGUUGACAUCAAUUCUGGGAAAACUGGGAGCAAUUUAAGUAAAAAUCCAGAAUUAACUUCAUUAACUAUCCCAUUUCAUCAAACGUACACAGCUCUUCCUGAACCAGCCAUUACUUCGCCUGUUGGUGUGCGAUCUCCUACUAUGGGAUCAAAUUUAAUUAUGAUAUCUCCAAGAGCAGAAAGAACUUCUUUAUUAAUUUCGAAUCAGAAUAAAGAAGAAUCAAAAAUUUCUGAAAAAGCAAUAACUCCACCAAUGGGAGUGAGAUCUCCUCCAAUGGCUACUAAUUUGAUCAUGAUGUCACGGAAUGAUAGAACGAGUAUUAAUAAUCAGGAAAUACGAAUGCAUAGACCAAGGCCAAAAAUUCCACCUCCAUCAAAGAUUCCUGCAACUGCAGUAGAGAUGCCUCCAGAUUCUGUAGAAAACAAUAUUGGACUUCUUGAUGUACAAUUUGGUGCUCUGGAAUUAAAUGAAACAAAUGAAUCUGUUCAAGUAUCACCUCCAACACCUCAUCAUUCUCCAUCCCCAGUUUCUUCUGAAAAACUGUUGCCUCACCAAUCGGGUGCGACAAGUGAUUCCCUCCUACUGAAUGAAACUAGUUUUAGUCCUGUAAGGAAUAAUGGUGCAACAUCCAUUUCACAAAUAAGUGAUUUAACUGCCAAAGUUUCUGACGUUUCAUCUAGUUUAUAUCAAGAACCUACCUACCAAACAUCGCCAUAUUCAAAGACAGCUCAACAAUCUCCAUCCGUUUAUAGUUCAUCGUACUCUUCUGGUCAGAUGACAUCAACUAGUAGUAUAAUAUAUAGUACUAGCUCAAGCCAGAGUACGUAUUCUUCAUCAACUGGUGGAGUGUAUGGUGGUAUAAGUAGUUCUUACCCACAUUACCAAUAUAAUAGUUAUCCAUCGCAGCAAACUCAGACACUUCCCAUCCUAACCAAUUCAACUAAUUCUUAUCAAAGUAUUGUUGGAAGUCAGCAACAAUAUGGUUCCAGUAGCCAAAGUGUCUAUGGUACAUCUGGUUUGCCUUCACAAUCUUACACGACGCCUUAUCAGACUUACAACAGUAGUGUACAACAUAAUCAUAAACAAGGAUUAGUUUCAUCAUCAUCCUCAAGCUCCAAAGAGUUUGAAACUUCUCAACCAAGUGUGAAUUUGAGCUCCAUUUCUCAUUCUGGAUCAAUAAACCCUACACCUACUCUUUUGUCUGCCACUCAAACUACUCCUACAUCAAAACCUACUAGUAUAUCAAGUAUGGGAAAAAGUACGGUAGUGACUAAUAUGCCUCCUGGUGUACCUCCAUUAGUGGGAACUCAGUACAUAAUGGGGCAAGGUGGAAUUCCAUAUUUUCAACAACCAAUGUACUAUGAAGACCUUCAGUUAAUGCAGCAACAAAGGCUUGCACCACAUAUUAGCACUGGAUAUUAUGAAAUGGGCUAUCCAACUUCUACUACAAGAGAAGGAGUUCAGUAUAACAUGAAUGAUGGUCGAUUUGCCAGAACUGAUAACACUUCACCUGUCCAAGCUUCAAGUAUAAGUCAACAGAGUGGAUCCCAGGCUCACCAACAACCCAUGAUGAACCAGCCUAUGCCUCCUGCCUAUGCUUACUUUUAUGGUGGAUCAGCAACCAUGAUUCCAGGAAAUUUCCAGUAUGGUGCUCCAACACUUUAUCCGGUGGCUGCUGGAGGUACAACUAGUACUCAUGGCAAUACUAGCAGUGGUGUUUAUGGAAAAGGUCCUAAUAACUUUUCGGGAAAUUAUGGGAUGUAUGAAAACAAUCAAGGUGCCAGUACUGGCAGUUCAGAUUUUAAAACGUCUACUUCAUCUGGUCCAAAAGUUCAGCCUACACAAACAGCUAAUCCUUCAACUACAUCUGAUAUAGCGGCAAAUAUAUAUUCAACAAAGUCACAUUCAGCUCUUUCCAAGUCAUAUGAAAAGCAAGGAUUCCAUUGUGCAACGCCACCCCCCUUUAACAUAGGAUCUCAAAAUUCAGGCAUGGGUCCCAGUGGAGGCUAUCCUCAACAUCUUUUUAUACCAGCUAUGACCCCUCAUCAUAACACCACUACUUUGAUGCAUCAGCCUAUUCAUCAAGAUGGAUCUAAUACUAUGAGUGGUAGAUCUCAAGGAAAUCAACAAGCUAAGGUGGUUAUGACCAAAGGGAAUUAUUCAUCUUCUACCUACUGGCCCCAGAAUUAACUUGUUUUCGUUAGUACGAUGUAUUGUUCAGUCAGAAUUUUUUUGUAAAUACCUAUCCUUUAAUUGUUUAAUAUUGUCAGUAUAUUGUAAAAAACAAAUAUAUAUGAAUGACUCCAAAAGAAAAAAUGAUUUAAAAACAGAACUGAUGUCAGCUUUCCUGAUUUACUGAUAAGGAUAAAUAGCUUUAAAAUUUAACUAAUUUUGAGGGAAUGAUUAGUCAGUAGUUAUAUGUUAAUUUAAUUUAUUGUUUCCUUGUUUUUCAUUUACGUGCAUUAAAAGGUCACUUCCAGUAUCUAUGACUCGUUAACCGCAUGUUUUUUUUUUUCAAGUUUUUGAAAAUAAAAAUCAAAGAUUUUAUUAUUUUAACUGAGUUGAAAAAACUAUUUAUCUAAUAUUGCAGGUGACAAAAGGUAAUUCACUAUUAUAAGAAUAAAAUAAACUAUUGUGGUUAAUUAUUUGUAUAAUAUAAAUGGUGAUUAAGGAAAUUCACUUUCUUUAUUAGUUGUUGACAGGAUGUUACUUAUAAAAUGGUCAAUAUCAGUUGUUGUCUUUUGUUGAACGGUUAUUAUUGUAAUCAAUAAAAAAAAAAACAUUGUAGAAGAGAAGGAACAUGAAAUAAAAUUUCGCUUGUUUUAUUUCUUGAAUAUCAAUUUAACAUAAAUGUUAGAAGAGAAACAAGUACUGAAAUCACCUAGCCAUGGUAAAAUUUAGUUUCUGAAUUCCUUUCAUAUUAUAAGUAUAUACAAGUUAGUUUGUUUUUAACUUCAAUACUCUAAUUUAAUUAGUAAUAUAUCAAUGUAAUUUUAUGAAAAUAAACUAUUUAUAACAUUUCUAAUAAUAUACAGUAUUAAUAUUGACCAUAUUAUCUAGAACAUCCCGUGUUUUUAUAAGUGUGCACAUAUGUUUUUUUUUUCUUAUUCUAGUUUGUAAAAAUGAAUCAGAAGAUUUUCAUUUUUCAUAUGACGGAUAUGUCUUGAUUAUUGUAUUCUGCUCAAAAAUGAAAUAAAAUAAAAAUUAACUAAGACAAAAUAUUAAGGACCAACCUAUUUAUUAAUUAUAUUUAAUAUGUUUUGAUAGUUAUCUGAUGUUGGUAAAUCUUCAAAUUAUUAAAUUUCAAAUAUCUGAAGUUAUUUUCAGUUCGAAAUAUUCUACUUUUACUACAAAAAAAAAAAAAAUGUAAAGAAACUAACUUUGUAUAAAUUGUUUUAUUAAUUGUUCUCAUUUUAGUGAUUAAUGUUAGUGAAUUUGAGUUUUCGAAGAUUACAUGAACUUAAUGUCCAAAGAAAGGAUAAUAUGAUUUCCAUUAUUAAAUUACAAAAAGAAAUACUUUGUUUAAAACAUAUUUUCUUUUUAUAUUUUGUGGCUUUUAAUGAAAUAUACAUCUUAAAUUUUUUUGUAUGUUGAAACUUAUGUUUAUUUAUUUUUUUUCUCUUUAUUUUAUGAUUGAUUAUUUUUUAUGUUAAAUAUAAUUGUGAUUAUCUUUUGAUCUGUUUCAAUUCAUGAAGUUUUGAAAUAUAAUAUUUAAUAUAUUUUUUCAUCGCAUUUAGUAAAUUUUGUUCUUGUUAUAGAUUUGAUGUAAUUUAUGAUGGCUGGAUUAAUUUAGUUCAUUGAAAUUAUGAUCAGAUUAUAAUUGUAAAAAAUAUUAUUCUCUUAUACGUAAUUUGAUUAUAAUUUCAAAAAUUAUAAGCCUGUAAAAUAACAACUGUGAUUGACAGGAUGUUACUUUAAAAACAGUAUAUUGUAUGCAUAUAAAAGUUGUUUGUAAAUUCACUUUCUUAAUUUUAUUUAUAGUAGUGUAAGAUUUUAAGCUCCUCUAUUAACAUCCAUUAUUUUAGUGCGAGCUAAAUUUAAAGUAUUGGCAUUAAUAUAAAUGCCAUUAAAUUUUUGUGUAUUUAUAGUUUUCGUAAGGAUGUGAAUUACGUUUAAUAUAAAAAUUAAUUUUCAAAUAUGUGUUUUUAUUUCAUUUGAUAUUCAAAUGUCAUUCAUCUUGUUAAAUAUAAGAAACCCUAAGUAAUUACAGUGUUGUAAGAAUUCAAACUAAUGUAAAAUAUAAAUAUGUACAAACAAAUGUAGAAUAUAUCAAAUAUAAAAUCUCAGUAAAGCUUUCUGUGAAAAAGUAAUGAAAGAAAGUGUUUCCAAGUGAAUGAUUCCAUUUAGUAGCUGAAAUUAAUUAUUCCUCCUUUUAUAUAUAAACACAUUUUUUUAAAUUUUAUUUUGGAUUUGAUCUUUCCACUGUGUUUCUAAUCGCUCUUAAUAUAAUAGUGUGCUUGCCAUGGUUUUAAUUCAAAUAUAAAACCAUACAAAAAUAUUUAUAAUUUGGUAUUUUGUUAAUUUUGAUACGUUACAAUGAAGGAAUAAAUCGAUUUUGAAAAUAAUGAAUUAUAAAUUUGAUAUAAAACUGGUUAUUAAGUCAAAUAAAAUAUUAAAGUGAUUAUCAAUCCAUUCAGAAUUUCCUCAGGAUUUUAUGUGGUCACUAAUAUUUUUUUUUCUUUCGGUUACACUAUGUCAAAAGUUUUUUGCUGAUUAUUAUGCGAUAUUAAGUAUCUUGCUGCUAUCUUUACUGAUUCAUUACUUUACAUUUGUAAGAUUUGAAACGUUUAUUGAAAGCAAAUUAGAGGUUUGGUUUUACAUCACAACUUCUCUACAUAUUUCAUCCAACCAUUUAGUUUUUUGGUUAAAUUAUUUUCAGCAUAAUGUGUGGUCUGUUUUGUUUAAAAAAAUUCAAAGCUUAAUCCUUUUGAGUGUGGCAGCUCAUUCGAUUGUUUCUACCAGAUGGUGAGUCCCGGAAUCAAAAAAGACGUUCUGAAAAAUGGAUUUUGUUUGUAUAAAUUAGCUUAAAAUACUAUUUUGAGACACCCCGCAAGAUUUAGCUUUCAAAAGUGCCUUUUAACCUUUUUAUUUAACUUUUAAUAAACAUAUGACUGACCUCCAGGCUGCACAUGGCAAUGAAAAAUUUCAAGCGACAAUCCUGUUACACUUUGCUGUCUUGCUUAUUUGCACAUUUAUUUAUUUGUUAGUUGACUGAGAUUCACGUUUGUCAAAAUUAGUAGUCAGUUAAAACCUUGGGUUCAGAAUAAAUCUACAACUUCCAAAUGGUCAGAUUCAGGAAUGACCGCAUUGAGUCAGC
Messenger RNA from Nezara viridula (southern green stink bug), 6572 nucleotides. The record is from the annotation of a GenBank genome assembly. NCBI's taxonomy places the organism in Eukaryota, Metazoa, Arthropoda, Insecta, Hemiptera, Pentatomidae.